Messenger RNA from Kogia breviceps (pygmy sperm whale), 1931 nucleotides. Lineage: Eukaryota; Metazoa; Chordata; Mammalia; Artiodactyla; Physeteridae. The record is from RefSeq and is a predicted model, not a curated record.
AUGAGUGCAGCCGGCACCGCGGCUCCAGGGGUCCCGGGCUGCAGGGCCGAGGCGAGGCUGGCGGAGCCUGAGUCAGCACACGCGCGCUGCCGCUCUUUUCCCGCUGCCCACGUGUCGGCCAGAAACGGUCUCCGCGUGGGUUUGCAUUCUCCUCGAACGUGGGCCCGUGCGGUGUGUCGUCUGCAGCAGUAUCGUCCCAGCCUGCGGCCCCGGCCGAGAGGCAACUUCCUCCGGUUCAAAAGCAGCAGAGCCCACGCUGGGCCUCCGGAACUCCUCGUCGUCCCCACGGAGUGUGUCACGAAAUGGAAGCAGCUGUCGAGGUUACAGCGGAACGUGGUCCUCUUCCUGCUGGCGUUCCUGAUGCUCUGCGGCCUCCUGUCCUACAUCAGUGUGGCCGACGAGUGGAAAGCCGUGGGCAGCAGGUCGGCGGAAGGGCCGAAGGUGAGACCCGCAAAUCCACCCGUCUUGCCAGCUCCUCGGAGAGCAGCCGAGAACCCGGAAGAAACCUUCGCGGGGGCGUCACCUCAGAAGCCUCCAAGGCAUUUCCGACGGGGACCACCCAACCUGCAGAUUAGAGCCCCCGACGGAGACGCCAAGGGCCAGAGGCAGGAGGAGGCCCAGAGGAGGGCAGAGGCAGCCGGCGCGGCUCGCUGGAAAGACGACGCGCAGGGAAACCGCGCCAGCUGGACGGGCGCAGGGACCGCGCCGGAGCAGGGCACCCAGCUCCCUCCGAGAAAGACGGAGGCCCCGCCCAGGCCUUCCCCGCAGGCCCUCAGGCCAAGGAGCAGGCCAGCCCCGCAGAACGAGUGCCAGAAGGCCGUGGUCGCCGCGUUCCGGCACGCGUGGGCCGGAUACCGCAAGUUCGCCUGGGGCCACGACGAGCUGAAGCCCGUGUCCAAGUCCUUCAGCGAGUGGUUCGGCCUCGGCCUCACGCUGAUCGACGCCCUGGACACCAUGUGGAUUUUGGGUCUGAAGAAAGAAUUUGAAGAAGCCAGGAGGUGGGUGUCCCAGAGGUUAUUGUUUCAGAAAAACGUGGACGUCAACCUGUUUGAGAGCACCAUCCGGAUCCUGGGGGGUCUUCUGAGCGCCUUCCACUUGUCCGGGGAUGUCCUCUUUCUGAAAAAGGCUGACGAUUUUGGAAAUCGGUUAAUGCCUGCGUUCCAAACACCCUCUAAGAUUCCGUAUUCCGAUGUAAACAUCGGCACUGGAGUUGCCCACCCACCGCUUUGGACUUCUGACAGCACGGUGGCCGAGGUGACAAGCAUUCAGCUGGAGUUCCGAGAGCUCUCUCGUCUCACGGGAGUUAAGAAAUUUCAGAAAUUAAAAUGUCAAUCCUCAAAUUCAUAUGGAAUUGCAAGGGGGGCCCUGAAUAGCCAAAAUAAUCUUGGAAAAGAACAACGUUAGAUGACGCACAUUUCCCAAUUUCAAAACUUCCUACAAACUCACAGUGUUCAAAACAGUGUGGUGUUGUCAUAAGGAUAGACAUAUAGACCAAUGGAACACAAGUAAGGCUCUAGAAAUAAACUCAUAUAUCUGUGGGCAAUUGGUUUUUGCAAGAGUAGUAAGUCUAUUUAAUGGGGGAAAUAAUUUGUUUUCAGCAAAUGAUUCUGAGAAAAUUAGAUUUCCACAUGAAGUUGGACCCCUACCUCACACCAUAUACAAAAAGUUAACUCAAAAUGAAUCAAUGACCUAAAUAUAAGAGCUAAAAGCACAAAAAAAAUACAGGUUAAUCUUCAUAACCUUGGGUUUGACAAUGGAUUCUUAGAUAAAACUCCAAAAGCACAAACAACAAAAGACACAUGUUGGAUGUCAUCAAAGUAAAAAUUUUUGUGCACCAAAGGACACUAUCAAGAGUACAAAGGCAACCCACAGAAUGGGAGAAAAUAUUUUCAAACUACAAAUCUGAUAAGGGUUUAAUAACCAGAAUAUAC